UUUUUUUUUAGUUUGUUCACCGGACUUUUUUUUGCUUUAUCUCUCUCUCUCUCUUAAAAAGACAAAUAAUGUUUGGAAAGGGACAACAAGUGCCAUCAAAGGAGUUUGACUUGGAUGCACUAUUAAAUGCUACUUUACACGAUGAUGGGGAUGAAGACUUGGACAUGAAUGACCCAGACUUACUUAAGCAAUUACAGGAACUCUCUUCUUCAACCCCCGCCGCAGCAAAGAAAAAAAUACCAACAAAAAAACAGCCCACGCAAGAGAUGAAUAUUGAUAUUGAUUCAUAUGCAGCUUUAGCUCAAGGAGAAGACGAUAUCGAGGUCGAUUUGGAUGAAAGUGAUUUUAACGACCCUCAUCUACUGAAUGAGUUGUCGGCGUUAGAUACGGGGGCGCAUGAAUCUACCAAAGUCACAGAAUUAAUCAAUAUGGGCUUUUCCACACAACAAGCUGUCGAUGCUCUUCAACGUUUCGAUGAUGAUCUUGAAAGAGCUGCUAAUUAUUUAUUUGAUUCCCCUUCAAGUCCCCUUCCACCUCCUCCUCUCGAGGACGAAAUACCACAAAAAAAGUUACCCACACCCAUCAAUUAUGACGACCGUCCACAUGACGAAGAAGAGGAAGAGGAGGAGGAAUCAAUCGAUCCUCUGUAUUGGAAAGAAAAGGCACAAGCCUAUCAAAAGUCCGCACUGGUAGCAAAGAAGGAAGGCGAUAAAAAAAAGGCAGUUGCCUUGUUACGUGAAUCCAAACUAUUUCAUCAAAAAUUUCAGGAUUUAUCCCAAUUAAUGGUCGUCGAUCCUAGAGCACCUACACCACCUGCCAAAAGAGAGUUGUCUCCUCCACCUGCCGUAAGAGAUCCUUCACCUCCACCGGCAGUGCGAGAUCCCUCACCACCACCACCACCACAGCCUCGCUCAGUAGAGGAACAACCUGUGGUAGUUGAACCACCAAAACCAUCCACGGCCGAAUUACAACAAAUACAAGACGUGCUCAACCAAGUGAUCCGUUUACAAAAGCAAUACAAGGAAGCUGCAUUACAUUACAAGAAAAUCGGUAAUUUGUCAGUAGCUAAACAAAUGAUCCGCACCUCCAAGGAACUGCUACGUAUGGGUAUUGAUCUUAAAAACGGACAGACAACGCAAAUACCUCAACUUCCUUCUGCACCGGACAUGAAUUUGGGAGACGGUAAGAUACGUGCUGUGGGACAGCUCGAUACGACCACCACUACAAGCAACGACGGUAGCAGCAGCAGAAACUCCAUGCAACAGAUCGAAUCCCAGCUCACAUACCAAAUGAAUGUAUGCCACAACCUGGCCAUUCAAAAUGGCUUUUCAGCACAAAAGAAGAAAAGCAAAAUGAUGGUGGAGGAAAGUGACGCCUACCUCGCACUUGAAUCUGCCUUUGCAACAGACUUGGUCUCGUUUAAAAGCCUAAAUGAAAUCCCUGCUUUACAUUAUGAACAAGUGAACUACACAUAUAAAAAUAUCUUGGACACUGUACCGGAGAACAUGAUGGAAUUGAACAUUAUACGAUGUACGAGUUUACCCACGUUGGGUAUAGCGCAUCUGGAGCCGUUUGUGACCUGGGAUUUUGGAGGUUGGCCACCGGAGAAUACAGCUCAAGCGAGUAUGAAUAAAGGAGAGACACCUGUCUUACAGGGUGUAGACCCACAAUUUGAUUUUAGCUUACAGAUACCGAUCAGUCGUACGAACCGGUUAUUUACACGUUAUGUUAGUCGUAAGAAAUUAUGUCUGGAGGUAUUUCAUAAUAAAUACGCCUAUGGUAUGUUUCGAAGACCUGUCUCGAUUGGUAAAGUGGUGAUUCCCAUGGAUCGUUUAUUAACCAAAUCGUCCAUCUCGGGUGUAUUUGACAUUUUGGAUGCGAGUCGAAAAAAGACGGGAGGAAAGAUUGAAAUUGCAGUGAAUUUAAGAGAACCAUUGACAGGCGAGGAUAUUGUGAAACGGUCGGAACGAUGGUUGGUGUUGGAUGCGUUUGGUAGUACCGUGUCACAGCAUUUGUCUGCGGCCCGCAUGACAGUGGGUGGACCCUUGACCCCACAACUGGAAAAUCUGUCGGUGACAAGUUCGCCUGCUGCCUCUUCUAGUUCUCCUAUCGUCCACUCUCCCAUGGUGACGAGCAGUUCACCCUUAGUGACGAGUAGUUCACCCUUAGUGACGAGCAGUUCCCCUUUGGUCCAAACGAGUUCGCCAGCAUUGACUUCAACUCCUGUUCCACGUGCGGAAGAACCAUCGUCUGUCAAGGCCGAAAUGAAAAGGAAGGAGGAAGUAGAUGAGGAAUUGGAGCGAGCGGAAGAGGAAUUUGAGAGUGUGGAUAACCUUGUAUCGAAUAUGGUGAUGGAGCAUGAACUGGGGGUGGUGAAUGCGGCGAUGAGUGGAGCAAAGAAUAAAGAGGAAUGGAUGGAUCGUAAACAAGCGAUUGAGAUUAAGAUGAAUAUGCUUGUGAUUCAGGUGCAAACGGGAUUAUUGGACAUGGAGACGUAUUUGGCUAAUGUUCAGAAACGUAUGGAGAUGGAUCGACGGUUGGCGAUUGUGUUUAAAAAGUAUAAUCGGUUGGAUUUGGCGAGAGCUGCGCUUGUACGAAAAAAGAUUAUGCAGGAUGAGUUGGAUGAAGCUAGAGCUGCGAUGGAACAGGAAGAGUAAAUUUUUUUUGUGUGUGUGUCUGAGGAAAAUAAAAAAUUGUGUGCGUAUGAUUUUUAUAUGUACAGAGAGAGAGAGAGAUAAAUAGUGUUGUGGGAAUUUACCUUGUG
Mucor mucedo is the source of this 2764-nucleotide messenger RNA. RefSeq lists its product as uncharacterized. The coding region runs from base 69 to 2657 and encodes 862 amino acids. The record is from RefSeq and is a predicted model, not a curated record. Lineage: Eukaryota; Fungi; Mucoromycota; Mucoromycetes; Mucorales; Mucoraceae. Gene Ontology annotation, cellular component: nucleus. The transcript has 4 exons. Gene Ontology annotation, molecular function: protein binding; RNA polymerase II cis-regulatory region sequence-specific DNA binding; DNA-binding transcription repressor activity, RNA polymerase II-specific. Gene Ontology annotation, biological process: regulation of transcription by RNA polymerase II.